AUGACUCAAAUUUCCGAAAUCCUUCCGUGGCACUAUCAGUUCGCCUUCAUGAUCUUCGAGCCAAGUGUUAUCUUUGCCACUCUUCCUCUGAUCCCAGCAUCGCCGAUUGAUCACUUUCACUCCCUCGCACCAGCCGACAGCGCUGGGCCUUUCUGGUCGCCCUCUCCUCUGCAUGGAUCAUGCGAUGCGGCGUCGGCAUGGAACACUCCUCAGCUCCGCGGUCUCUGGUAUGCAUUCAUGUCAGCUCUUGCCUUUAGUGGUGUCAUUGAGCCACUGCUACUCUAUGUGGCUCGGUAUAAACUGCGAGACGUCCACGAUGCAGAGCAAGUCAUAAAGGCGGUUUUGUUCGCUUUUAUGGCAUUUGAUGUUUUCCACGCAGGUGCGACAUUAGCUGUGACAGGUGUAGCGGCAGCACUUCCUGGAUCUAGUAUGAAUGUAUACGUGAUGGUUAAUGUUUGGGUCCCUACUGCAUGGUUGCUUGUGCGGACAUUGUGGAUGGUUGGUAUUGCAAGAAAGUCUCCCGUCAACAAGACCGUCCGCAGGAAGAUCAAGGACUAA
Fusarium pseudograminearum CS3096 is the source of this 558-nucleotide messenger RNA. RefSeq lists its product as uncharacterized. Lineage: Eukaryota; Fungi; Ascomycota; Sordariomycetes; Hypocreales; Nectriaceae. The record is from RefSeq and is a predicted model, not a curated record. The transcript is spliced from 2 exons. The coding region runs from base 1 to 558 and encodes 185 amino acids.